Labrus bergylta (ballan wrasse) is the source of this 1101-nucleotide messenger RNA. It is a transcript of the gene bcat1, whose product is annotated as branched chain amino-acid transaminase 1, cytosolic. Gene Ontology annotation, cellular component: mitochondrion. Gene Ontology annotation, molecular function: branched-chain-amino-acid:2-oxoglutarate transaminase activity. Lineage: Eukaryota; Metazoa; Chordata; Actinopteri; Labriformes; Labridae. Gene Ontology annotation, biological process: L-valine biosynthetic process; L-leucine biosynthetic process. The record is from RefSeq and is a predicted model, not a curated record.
AUGGCCGACAACGUCAUUCCAAGCUUUAAGGCAGCAGAUCUGGUUAUCCAGCUGUCUUCCACUCCGAAGACCAAACCUGAAGUCUCCACCUUUGGGUCCGUCUUCACUGACCACAUGCUGACCAUCGAGUGGAGUGGGACUGAGGGCUGGCAGGCUCCACUUAUUAAGCCCUUUGGGAACAUGUCCCUCCAUCCAGCCUGCUCAUCACUACACUAUGGUGUUCAGCUGUUUGAAGGCUUGAAGGCCUAUCGUGGGGAUGACAACUAUCUGCGCCUCUUCAGACCGAUGCUUAACAUGAAUCGCAUGUCCAAGUCUGCUAAGAGAGCUUGUCUCCCUACUUUUGAUCAGUCAGAGUUCCUGGAGUGUAUCAGGCGUCUGGUAGAGAUUGAUCAGGACUGGGUUCCUUACUCAGACUCAGCAGGACUGUACAUAAGACCAACAUUUAUUAGCACUGAGCCCUCUCUGGGUGUGAAGAAGCCCAGCCACGCCUUGCUGUAUGUGAUCUUGUGUCAAGCGGGGGCUUAUUUCCAUAACGAGGCAGAAGCUCUGUCCUUGUGGGCCGACCCAAAGUACACACGGGCUUGGAAAGGAGGAACUGGAGACUGCAAGAUGGGAGGGAAUUACGGAUGUUCUUUGCUGGCCCAGUAUGAAGCAGUGGAUUAUGGGUGUCAGCAGGUGCUGUGGCUCUAUGGAGAGGACCACCAGAUCACUGAAGCAGGGACCAUGAACAUCUUCCUUCACUGGAUCAAUGAGGAUGGAGAGGAGGAACUUGCUACCCCACCGUUGGACGGCAUCAUACUUCCAGGUGUUACCCGGCAGAGCAUCCUGGAACUAACCAGGAAAUGGGGUGAGUUUAAGGUGACAGAACGCUACCUGACCAUGAGCCAGCUGUGCUCCGCACUGGAGCAGCAGCGCGUCAGAGAGAUGUUUGGCUCUGGAACGGCGUGCAUGAUCUGCCCCAUAGGACACAUUGUGUAUCAGGGGACGGACUUGCAUAUCCCUUGUCAGGAUAAAAACCCACAGCUGACUGUAAGGAUAGCGAAAGAACUCACAGAUAUACAGUAUGGACGCACGCCCAGUGACUGGACUUUCCUGGUGUAG